AUGGAAGAUAGUCCAGUUUAUUUUUAUGAUCUUAAUAAACCAUACGGUGAAUUUAGUAAUUUUUAUCCAUCUCCAAUAAAACUUGAUGGAUAUACUUGGCCUACGAGUGAACAUUAUUUUCAAGCACAAAAAUUUAUUUCAAAUAAAACACAUUAUAAAAAUGUUUUACAAUUAUCUACACCUCGAGAAGCUUUUGAUUAUGUUCGAACUUAUCAAUCAUCAGUACGAUCAGAUUGGGCACAAGUUAAAGAUGAAAUAAUGUUUAAAGCAUGUAUGGCUAAAUUUGAACAACAUCCUAAAUUAAAAGAAUUAUUAUUAUCAACUGGCAAUCGUCUUUUAGUUGAACAUACUAAAAAUGAUUCGUAUUGGGGAGAUGGAGGAGAUGGAACUGGAAAAAAUCAAUUAGGAAUUACUUUAAUGCAAGUUAGAAACAAUAUUAAAGAUAAACAAUUUUAA
Molecule: messenger RNA, 456 nt
Organism: Rotaria sp. Silwood1
Lineage: Eukaryota; Metazoa; Rotifera; Eurotatoria; Philodinida; Philodinidae
Source: the annotation of a GenBank genome assembly